This is a messenger RNA of Carassius carassius (crucian carp), 2753 nucleotides long. RefSeq names its product 25-hydroxyvitamin D-1 alpha hydroxylase, mitochondrial (gene cyp27b1). The transcript is spliced from 9 exons. Gene Ontology annotation, molecular function: heme binding; iron ion binding; oxidoreductase activity, acting on paired donors, with incorporation or reduction of molecular oxygen. The record is from RefSeq and is a predicted model, not a curated record. Lineage: Eukaryota; Metazoa; Chordata; Actinopteri; Cypriniformes; Cyprinidae. Bases 19 to 1530 code for a protein of 503 amino acids. Gene Ontology annotation, biological process: cellular response to peptide hormone stimulus; cholesterol metabolic process; C21-steroid hormone biosynthetic process. Gene Ontology annotation, cellular component: mitochondrial inner membrane.
ACGAGCCUCCUGUGAAGGAUGCUACCGCAGGCUCUGAGGAUGGCCGGCAGAAGCGCGUUCCCGCUGCUCAGGUGCGCGGACCGCUGGGCUGACGUCAUCGCGUGCGCUGCGUCACGCCAGGUGAAGACGCUGGAGCAGAUGCCCGGUCCCUCAUCCGCGGGCUUCAUCUGGGACCUGCUGUUCAGACGCGGACUCUCGCGCCUCCAUCAGCUGCAGCUGGAGGGCCGGAGGAGGUACGGGGCCGUGUGGAAGGCCAGCUUCGGGCCCAUCCUGACGGUGCAUGUGGCCGAGCCGGAACUGAUCGAGCAGGUGCUGAGACAGGAGGGCCAGCACCCCAUGCGCUCCGACCUCUCGUCCUGGAAGGACUACCGCAGGCUCCGCGGAGAGGGAUACGGACUCCUGACGGCUGAAGGCGAGGAGUGGCAGAGCAUGCGCAGUCUACUGGGGAAGCACAUGCUGCGGCCUAAAGCUGUGGAGGCGUAUGAUGGCACCCUGAACGCUGUCGUGACCGACCUGGUCCACAAACUCAAGCUACGCUCGCAGCAGAGCUCCAGCGGCCUUGUCACAGACAUCUCUGCUGAGUUCUACCGCUUCGGUCUGGAAGGGAUCUCGUCUGUGCUGUUUGAGUCCAGGAUCGGCUGUCUGGACCCGGUGGUUCCUGUGGAGACAGAGCGCUUCAUCCAGUCCAUCAACACCAUGUUUGUCAUGACGCUCCUCACGAUGGCCAUGCCUCGGUGGCUCCACCGGCUGCUUCCCAAACCCUGGGACACCUUCUGCCGCUGCUGGGACUACAUGUUCCAGUUCGCUAAAGGUCACAUCGACCAGCGUCUUGAGGAGGAGAGGCAGAAGAUGGCUCGAGGAGAGCGUCUAGAGGGACGAUACCUCACUUACUUCCUGUCUCAGGCCGGGGUUCCUCUGAAAUCUGUGUACAGCAAUGUGACCGAGCUGCUGCUCGCUGGCGUCGACACGAUAUCCAGCACGCUGUCGUGGUCUCUGUACGAGCUCUCGCGGCACCCUGAGGUCCAGACGGCGCUGCGGGACGAGGUUCGGUGCGUGAUGAAGGGCCGCAGCGUCCCCGAGGCGCGUGAUGUGGCUGCCAUGCCGCUAAUGAAGGCUGUGAUAAAGGAGAUCCUCAGGCUGUAUCCUGUGAUCCCAGCCAACGCUAGAGUCAUUACAGACAGAGAUAUCACCGUCGGCGGAUACCUCAUCCCGAGAAACACGCUGAUCACUCUGUGUCACUACGCCACGUCCCGUGACCCACGGCAGUUCUGCGAUCCGGACGCGUUCGUCCCCCAGCGCUGGCUGAGCCGCUCCGAGGGUAGUCACCCGUACGCCUCCGUGCCGUUUGGAGUGGGCAAGCGCAGCUGUGUCGGCCGACGCAUCGCUGAACUGGAGCUCUACCUGGCGCUGUCUCGGAUUUUAAUGCACUUUAACGUGGAGCCGGCGGAGGAUAGCGGUCCGGUCCAGCCGAUGACCAGAACUCUUCUGGUGCCAGAGAGACAGAUCAACCUCCGCUUCAUCGAGCGCUGAUGUGACGGUCCGAGUGACCGGCUGUGACAGAACUGGCCCUGUUCAUCACAGAGAGCCAGGAGGACACUGGGACGUCUGCAGCAGGAGCUGCUCUCUUUACCUGAGCGGACACCAGCUCAAGAACUAACCUGUGAUUCCUUAACUUAUGAGACAUAACCCAGAAAGGAGUGAAGCUCGAUGAAGCUGUGCAGACCGUGCUGCAGAUCUUCAUGAAGAGAUGUUUGUUACACAACGGAGAGACUAGAAGGAGGGAAACUCUUUAUUUAAAGAUGCUUGUGUGCAAAACAAAUGAGGAGCAGCUUUUGCUCAUGGUCUAUAUCAGAGAUUGAAGAUUUGGUGCUACUGUGUCUGAAAUGUGCCAGGUUGUUCAUCGUAGCCAAUGCUACAAAGUGCUUUUUUUCCCACAUGAAAUUCUGAACUGACAUAAGAUCAGCCAUGUAUAUUCAGGAAAAAUAUCAGACUUGAAAAAUGGCUGCUGAAACUACAUGCAGUAUGAUUGCUUACUUAAUCGCACGAUUUUUCUAUUUUGAAUAAAAAUGUUAGUUUUAGUAAAUUUUAAAGGUAAGUGCGUUGUCUGGCUCGCUGCUAUAGUGUAGUCCACGGUGAUUCCACAAAAGCACAUUUAACCUACUUGCUCUAACAGCUGGUUUUCUGAGAAGGCGAGUGCCAGGAUGUGUGGUUCUAGCGAUGGACACAAGGCCACGCUGUGUUUGCUAUGGGGUUUCCCAGCGAGCGCUCGGAGGGUCAGUCUCCUAGAAAACACUGGGCUUCAGCACAGCUGCAGCGUCCUCUAAACCUAAAGUCUGCUCUAAAGGCCACGUCUAGACUGAACAUUCAAUGCUUCAUUGACAUUAGUGGUCUGUAACUUGUUUUGUUUGGAAAUGAAGCGGUGAACUGAACUCAGUCCAAAGCUCAUCUCUUGGUAGUUUGAACCAAACACCGUGUGAUCCAUGUUCCUGUAAGUGUUUGUGUGAUAGCAAUCACAGAGUCAUCCAUGAACAGCAGCUGAUGGUAGGAUGACAUCUUGUGGUGAAGGUUGGUUAAGAUCUUAAAGGGUAACUCCAGCCCAAAAUGAACAUUUUGUCAUUAAUCACUUACCCCCCAUGUCGUUCCAAACCUGUAAAAGCUUUGUUGGUCUUCGGAACACAAUUCUGAAUUGAAUAAAGUCGAUAUUUUGUUUUAUUGUAUUCUCAUUGUCUUAUUAAAAGUCAGAUUGAACCACU